Molecule: messenger RNA, 3100 nt
Organism: Strongylocentrotus purpuratus (purple sea urchin)
Lineage: Eukaryota; Metazoa; Echinodermata; Echinoidea; Camarodonta; Strongylocentrotidae
Product: tenascin-X-like
Exons: 12
Coding region: 2-1909 (635 amino acids)
Biological process (GO): anatomical structure development
Cellular component (GO): extracellular region; cell surface
Molecular function (GO): signaling receptor binding
Source: RefSeq, a predicted model, not a curated record
UAUGACUCAAAGACCAAGAACAUCAACUCCUGCGUUGACGAAAUUGACGGUGAAGUUGGACAAUGGAGCAUUUGGAGCCAACCAGUCAAACAGUGAUGUAAUCAAAGACAUCAUGGAUCCUGAGGAAUCGGUAGAGUUUGGAGUGGAGAGCGAAUCGUCCAUUGACAACAAUCAUGCGACAGCCGAACCUGUGUAUGAUGACAGCAGUCGGAGUUCAGCUGGACGUUCGGAUGCUACCAAGAAGUAUACGGAUGACUCAAGGUACUGGACGAUAACGCCCACGACGCCGACAUCGCGGCGAGGACCAAGCGCGUACUCGCAGGUCAAGGUCUUACCUACGACGAUCACGGAAUCAACAACACACAAGAUGACGACAACGACAAAGAAACCCACCACUGUUCCUUCAACUACCAAAGCUACAACAACGAUGACAACCACUCCCGCGACGACAACAACACCAGCUUCCACCACAACCACUUCAGUGCCGACAACAAGAACUAUACCAACAACCACCCCAUUGUCGACGACAUCGACUGUCUCUAUGAAGUCGACGUCGGAGAUGAAUGAUAUCCUUGGUGAUGCGGACGUUGAUAAUAACAGUGAAAGACCACUAAAUGACGGUCUGAUCCCUGCUCCCCCUGGUGAUGCCCUUUCACCUGUUGCUCCUGCUAUUGCUCAGCGUCCAUCUAUCUACCAUGGUAGACCAAUUGAUGAAAAUGCGAACUGGUCGACAUGGAGCACAUGUAGUCGGACCUGUGGUUCUGGGACCCGGUACCGGUACACAGUAUGCAGCCCGGAUUCGAAGCUGCCCGACUGCAGGACUGGACGCGGUAUUGCAGCGCAACAUAAAUCAUGUCAACUCAACAAUGAUUGCAAAGGUGUACUUAGGUGGAGCGAUUGGGGUGCCUGCACCCAGACUUGUGGUUCAGGAUUCGAGACUCGAGUGGCCAUCUGCAGAGACAUCGAUUCGCAUGAGAACUGUACUAAGGUCGGCCAGUUGAUGAUCGAGCGAAGGGGAUGUGAGGGACUCUCUGAAUGUCCAAAUUACUGUAUUGGUGGAUGUCUGAAUGGAGGAACGUGUAUGCCAGGAGGUGUGUGUCAAUGUCUUGCUGGAUAUGAGGGACGAGUGUGUGAGACAGAGCUUUGUCAGCAUUCAUGUAAGAACGGUGGGAGGUGUGUGGGAAAGAACAAGUGUCUCUGCCCAUACGGUCAUUUACCACCGUUUUGUGAGCCUCUUUGCAACCCUCCAUGUCAAAACAAUGGACGAUGCAUCCACCCUGGAAGGUGUGUCUGCCCUAAGGGAUAUACUGGUCCUUCUUGCAGUAAACCGAUUUGUCGGUCUGGUUGUUCGAAUGGCGGCAUUUGUGUGGCACCCGACCGAUGUCACUGUCCCACCGGAUACUCUGGACCAGACUGUAGUAAACCUCAAUGUAGUCCUCCGUGUGAGAAUGGCGGUGUUUGUAUACGAGCAGGGUUCUGUCGAUGCCCAGCAGGCUACAGGGGUAUGGGAUGUCAAAUAGCGUACUGCAGACACUCGUGUUUAAAUGGCGGGAGAUGUUCUGGUCCAGAUACCUGUACCUGUCCGAGAGGAUACACUGGUGCUUUGUGUCGACAAAGUAAAUGCCCAGGAGGCUGCCCAGGCUAUUCACAAUGUAUUGGCCAAAACUUGUGUUCAUCAUUUGGACGUCACGUGGUGUCAUCAUCAUCAACGACGAGGAGGAGACAGUGGUGUCCCUUGCAGUCGUUUAUAGAGACGUACACUUUCACAUACAUCAAGCCAGCUAUACAGAAGUACAGAGUGCGAUGCGGACAAUAUGGUUUAAAAACAUGCGAAUCAACAAGGAUCAUUUAUCAAGUUGGUUACCGCCAAAAUCGAAGGACCGGUUAUAAAUGCGCCCCUUACGGUUGAUCAAGAUCGGAAGUUUUUUAAAAGUCCGUCUUCUGCGCUCAUGCCGAUCACAGUUCUUACUCAACGUGGAAACAAUGAUGUGCCUCUUAAUAAUGGAAUUGAUGAUUUCUAUUUUACAAACUGACUUUAUCUGAAAAUGGUGCUCGUUUUUAUAUUUAUAUUGCAUUUUUGUGAAUAUGUGAAUAUUAGGCCGUUGUGUGUACUGUGGAGAAAAGGGGGUAUUCUAUGCAAAACAUAACUCGUUCGUGAUAAAAGACUUGGGAAUUAGUAACCAAAAAUGCUAUUAUUAAAUUACUAUCAUGUUUGUUCAGACACCUGUAUUGAUAAAACUGAAAUAAUACAUAUCUUCCAUAUCAUGUUGCCAUUAUGCUGCCUUCGACGAUCGAUAUUAGCAAAAUAUGGCACUAAACAUUGCUUCUUCUGCAAGUUUAUAUCCUUAAGCUAGUGAAAAUCAAUUUUCCAGAGCCGUUUCGGGUGAGAAAUGAUUCGUCAAGUACCAGGUAUAAUGCCGAAGUCCUGGGCAGUCUUCCAUAUUUUGAGUUAUCUGCGAUUGGUCGCAAAUCCAUGCAAUCUUGAACAAUCUCCAGCCUUAGAUUCUUAAGAAUAGAACUUAUUUAAGUUAUUUUGGUUGAUGCAUUUCGACUAUGAACUAUGCAAAUUUUAACAUCACCAUCUCUACUUAUGGGAUCUUGAUUAUGUACCAUCCGUGUUCGUGUGUAUUUAAAAAUCAUUUUUAUUAACUUUGUGCUGCUGCAUUUAAAGAGGCCUUACAUGAUUUUCAAAAUGCAAUGCUAAGAAUGAAUGUGUAUCAGUUUGUAAAUCGAUAUCCAUACAUUAUUAAUGACAUUUGUGAUCGUGAUCGGCAUAUGUUUAAAUCUCGUUUAUUUUCUCGUUUGCUCUGAAAUAGCCAGUGUGGAAUAAGAGUUACAGCGCUUCAAAAUUGAUCCGAGGUCGCUCAUUCAUUAAUAUCAAAAUCAGUUAUCUUCCCAAUCCUCAUAACGUUUGAUUUUGUACUCUCUGAACAUUUUUUUUCCAUUUACAGAUACUUACACGUAUGUAAACAAUCAGUUUUCUUUCAGUGACAAUGUUGUGCCUUAUUAUCUGAUAACCUAUGCAAGUUACGUUUUGCAUUGCUAGUCAUGAUCCUUGCUCUGAACCACAAGACAAGCUUUGCUGUGACCGAAAAAAAAA